This is a messenger RNA of Physcomitrium patens, 3333 nucleotides long. Its product is annotated as putative inactive receptor kinase RLK902. Gene Ontology annotation, molecular function: protein binding; protein kinase activity; ATP binding. Gene Ontology annotation, biological process: protein phosphorylation. The record is from RefSeq and is a predicted model, not a curated record. NCBI's taxonomy places the organism in Eukaryota, Viridiplantae, Streptophyta, Bryopsida, Funariales, Funariaceae.
AGGGCCAUGCGACUCACGCUCUUGUAAAUGAUCAAUCCAGAAUUAUGUGUCGCCACUCUGGCCCAAUUUGUGUUAUCUGUAAAGCCCAGAGGGCAGUGAGACGACAAAGAUAUAUAGAGCUGGAAGUUCAUGUGGAUUAAUCAGGAUUACGACCGCAUUUACUAUGGGCGAAACGCUGCAACAAGGUGAGGUUACCGGAACGAGACCAGUUGUAGCGCUUUCGAAAGCAGCAACAAACCGGGGAAUCUACCUCGACAUUUAUGUUGUAAGAAUUUGGAGGUUAGCACGCGCCCCGCGAGGACGUUGACACGAGGCUAGCCAAUGGGUGUGGUCGAGAGGGCUGCGGAGAACUUUGGAAGGCUUGUCUGUGAACUUUGGACUCGAGGCUACUCAUGGGGAAUCAAGGAGGCUUCAGAAGGUCAUGUCGACUCACCAGUAUCGACGGGGGUCUGGUAGGCCUGUGGGGUGCAUUGGACCGUGACUCAUGUCUUCUCAGAAACUACAUUUUCAGACGUGAGCAUGGCUGCUAAGAGGAAGAAACCGACCGCAUAGGUUGUGGUGCAAAGCCCUCCUUGGUAAAAUUACCAAAUCAAAGUGGAACCUCAUCUGGACAGCGGUAUUCCAGAAUUAUCUGUUGAGUAUGUCGUUACCGAAGAGGAUGGGAAAGAGGAAACAGGUAAGGGGCUCUAGCGAGCAUGGUUGGAGGCUACUCCAUAUAUGCGUCAUUGUGCUCGUAAUCUUGGGUCCCUUCAUUGGCGCGCAUGGACAAGCGCAACCAAGCCUUGAAACGGAUAGAGCAGCGCUAGAGCGAUUCAAGGCUGCGGUAGAUCCGGCGGGGGACCUCUUGCCUUGGGUCUCUGGCACCAAUCCCUGCACCUGGGUUGGCGUGCAAUGCUUCGGCAAUCGCGUGGCAACGCUACGCCUCCCCGGAAAUAAGCUCACAGGGUUCAUCCCUGCAAGCACUAUCGGAGACCUCGACCAGCUCCGCGUUCUAAGCCUACACCACAAUGGCCUCACGGGCCCGUUUCCAGUUGACCUCUCAAGAUGCACCAUCCUGCAGGGGAUCUUCCUGGGUUACAACUCCUUUUCGGGUUCUUUACCGGAUUUCAUUGGUGUCUGGCCGCGCUUGACCCAUUUCAACGUAGCAUUCAACAAUUUCUCGGGUGAAAUCCCUGCUUCCAUCUCUGAGCUCAGAAUGUUAAUCGAGUUGGACUUGCAGGGUAAUGCCCUCUCGGGUAAGUUACCAGCCGUGUCGGCUGCGAAUUUGGUGAGGUUCUCGGUUGCCAACAACAAGCUCGAAGGUUCUGUGCCACCUGCGCUGCAGAAUUUCACGUCUGAUAGUUUUUCUGGCAACGAUGGGCUCUGUGGCCCGCCGACGGCGACCCCUUGUCCCCUCACUGCACCUGUUCCCUCACCCGACGCGGGGGCUCCUACACCAGCUGACGAACCUUGGUCGGGUGAUGGGCCUCAAGGAAUUGCAGAAGCAUCGUCUAAGAAAAAAAAUCGUCUCAAACUCAGCGUUGCAUCUAUUGCUAGCAUUACAGCGGGCAGCUUCGUUGCGCUCGUAUUUAUUGUGUUCGUUGUGUGUCGUUCGCGACGUGACGAUGGUGACUUUGACAAGUCUCACGCAGGGAAAGAUGCGACACAUUUCAACGGCGAGGGUGCAUCACCAGAGCAGGGCCCAACUGAAUUCAAUGAAAGCUAUGCGAUCACGAUUUCCAGCGAACCCGCUAGCCGCGGCAAGCUUGUGUUCAUAGACCAAGGGAAGCGUGAGGAAUUUGGGUUGGACGAGUUGCUUCAAGCGUCGGCUGAGGUGCUUGGUAAAGGGAGCAUAGGUACUUCGUACAAAGCCGAUCUCCAUGGAGAUAGUGUUGUGAUCGUGAAGAGGCUCAAGGACGUCGCAGCGGAUCAGAAGGAGUUUGAAACUCGUGUGGAGAAGCUCGGGAGGUUGCGGCACAGACAUUUGAUGCCGCUGCGAGCUUACUACUUCUCCCGGGACGAGAAAUUGCUUGUCACGGACUUCAUGCCCGCAGGAAGCUUACACUCUCUUAUGCAUGAUACGAAACUCAGCGGCCGCUAUCCUUUGGACUGGGUGAGUCGAGAGAAGAUCGCCCUAGGCACAGCAAGGGCGUUGGCUUACUUAGACAAGCCAUGUGUGAAGAUGCCGCACGGGGACAUCAAGUCAUCCAACAUCUUACUAAAUAGAGACUAUGAGCCUUUCGUCGCCGACCAUGGCCUCGUGCAUCUUCUGAACCCCGGCAGCGUCGGCCCUUCGCGGUUUGUCGGAUACCGAGCUCCGGAGGUCACUGACAUUCGCAAAAUCACGAUGCAGUCGGACGUGUACAGCUUCGGCGUAAUGAUGCUGGAGCUUGUGACCGGACGGGCACCGGAGCGAGCGAUCUGUAAGAAUGACGCCGGACUUGAUCUUCCAAAGUGGGUCAGGUCCUUCGGAAGAGAUCGCUGGGCUUCCGACGUGAUCGACCCUGAGCUGAAGAGGGCGGAAAAUUUCGUUGAAGAGGAGGCUUUGCAGGUGUUGCAGCUGGCGUUGGCAUGUGCCGAUGCAAUUCCCGAAAGUCGCCCUAAGAUGGAAGAAGUGGUGCUUCUGUUGGAAGACAUCACUCAGUUAGGCCACGUGAACGAAUCUUCCGUGUGCCCCCUCGCGGCCGCCGCCGCGGCUGCAACAUCCAGCGGCAGUCCCAAGGGCACCGGCAGCAGAUCCGCAACGCCCACGCACACUCACCCUUCAUCCGGAGUCUUCGUGGUUGAGAACUGAUCAAUCUGAAGAAAAUCGGCGCGAUUAAUUCUUUCCGUAGCACGUUUUUGUAUCGAGAUUUGACAAUGUAGACGAGCAAAUUAUUGAAUGCGUCAAUCGUCACUAGAACAAUAGGAUCCUGUUGCCGACAUUCGAUCGUCAAAUUGAUGUAUCUGGCGCGUCCAUCCUUCACAUGAACACAUACCAUUGCACAAUGUCCACAAAUAAAGAAGCACAUGUGUUUUGCAGACAGUAACGGCGGAACAUCAUUUAAUCUUGGGAGAUGUGGAGGUUCGGCUUAUCUGUAGAGGUGAUACUGCAUUACUUUUGCUUCGUGAUCGCUUCUGCAAGCUGCAAACGCUUCACUCGAGGGUAUGAGUGCCAAUGAUGUCACCACCGCAUACCACAUGUGACCGGGUUUUCUACUUCUUUCGAUUGGAGGUAGCAAUUAAACAGUGAAAUUCUCAAUCCGAAUUGUGUUCGUUUCGUCACAACUCUCAGUUGCCUGAAUGUCCUUCCACUCGGUGACUGACGACUGUGUUGAACUGUGUACAUAUUUUAAGAAAUACUUGUGUUUUGUA